AUGAUCGAAACGAACAUGCUUCUCCAGACAAUAUCUUCUUCUUCUCCUCCUUUUCACCGUUUCUAUCUCCACCACCAUCCUCAGAUUCUCCCUUCGCUUAAGUUCCCUCCCAACAAGCUCUCUCUUCAGAUACAUGGAAGGACUUUGGCCAUUAGAUCUUUUCAUGAGUUUUCUGCUAGAGUUUUACCGGUUUUGAGCAAAGUUUCUUUGAAGAAGUUAACAAGCAAAGGAGCUACCUUUCUGCUUGGUCAGAGCUUGUUGAUAGUUUCUGCUAACCCACAGUUGGCUGCAGCAGCAGAAAUCGUGAAGCACGAACCGGUUUACGAAGUUGGAGAGUUAUUCGAACUUAGUAUUCAGCUUUCUUACUUGCUGUUACUACUUGGAUUGCUCGGAGUCGGUACUUUCUAUGUUAUCCGUCAAGUGCUUGUGCGUAGAGAACUUGACCUCUCUGCUAAAGAGUUACAGGAGCAAGUUAGGAGCGGCGAUGCAAGUGCAACUGAGCUCUUCGAGCUCGGUGCAGUGAUGCUGAGAAGGAAAUUUUAUCCUGCAGCCAACAAGUUCUUGCUUCAAGCCAUCCAGAAAUGGGAUGGUGACGACCAAGAUCUUGCCCAGGUCUAUAACGCUCUUGGGGUGAGUUAUGUCCGAGAGGAGAAACUGGACAAAGGAAUCGCUCAGUUUGAAAUGGCGGUGAAGCUGCAGCCCGGUUAUGUAACGGCUUGGAACAACCUUGGGGAUGCUUAUGAGAAGAAAAAAGAGCUGCCUUUGGCGUUAAAAGCUUUUGAAGAGGUUUUGUUGUUUGAUCCAAACAAUAAGGUGGCUCGGCCUCGACGAGAUGCGUUGAAGGAUCGCGUUAAGCUCUACAAAGGCGUUGUGGCGGUUAAGUCUAAGAAACGGUGA
Messenger RNA from Arabis nemorensis, 897 nucleotides. The record is from the annotation of a GenBank genome assembly. Lineage: Eukaryota; Viridiplantae; Streptophyta; Magnoliopsida; Brassicales; Brassicaceae.